Messenger RNA from Juglans microcarpa x Juglans regia, 786 nucleotides. RefSeq lists its product as uncharacterized. The coding region runs from base 1 to 786 and encodes 261 amino acids. The transcript has a single exon. The record is from RefSeq and is a predicted model, not a curated record. NCBI's taxonomy places the organism in Eukaryota, Viridiplantae, Streptophyta, Magnoliopsida, Fagales, Juglandaceae.
AUGGAUUUCUUCGAUUUUGACAACCACUUGGCCGAGCAAGCGUCCUGUCAAACUUACCCCUCCAAUCAAGAAGCUAGCGCCAUGUUUCGCAUCGCUAAGCUCUUCCGCUACGUGGAGCUUUUUCUGGCUCUGGUUUUCGUCUCGUGGAGCUUCCCUCGGGUCCCUCUCGCUGUCAAAAUCUCCGGUGAGUACUUCUGGAAGCUCUCGGGCUUCGUCGCCAGCCCUCUCUUCGUUUUCAUGCUAUGCAAUGUCAUCAUUGUCAUUCUUAUCACCAAGUCCGGCCGGUUCCCCGGCCAUAACCAGACCGGCGACAAUGCAGACACCGAACUCUACGAAAAAUUCAUAAAAAACAGCGAUGAUUCUACGAAGCCGGAGUCCGAAACCGAUCCCCCGGCUCACGCGCCGGAGGUAAUCGAGUUCCAUGACAAGCAGAUUAUCUGUGAGGUGAACAGAACUGCUAGUGAAGAUGACUCUCAAACGUACUCUGAAACGGGCAUGGAUCUAAUGCAUCCGAAAGCGUGCCGGAGGACUCAGUCGGAGAAGCUCAAUGGAGAGGAUUCGGAGAAGUAUACAGGAAAGCUCCGGCGAACGGAGACGGAGAAGUGCCUGACAGAUGUGAACUCCGAAGAGAAUAGGCCGGAGAAUCCAUGCCCGGAGGAUGAGAUGAGCAACGAGGACUUCCAGCGCACCAUAGAGGCCUUUAUUGCUAAGCAGUGGAAGUUCCGUCGCCAAGAGUCACUUCCCAUCGUUGUUCACAACCAGAUCGGCGUCCCCGUAGGCAAUUAG